AUGGCUGAUAAAAUGGACAACAAUACUGACGAUGUAAACAAUUCGGGAAAAUGUGUAUUUUGUGACAUCGCAGCAGGGAAGAUCGACAAUGACAAAGUGAUUUAUGAGGAUGAAAACUUAGUUGUAUUUCCUGACAGGCGUCCGGCAAGUAUGCACCAUUAUCUUGUCGUGACAAAAGAACAUAUCAGAGAUGCCAAACAUUUAAAUGGCAGUCACAUUCAAAUAGUGGAGAAAAUGGUGAAUACUGGGAAACAAGUCUUGCAGAACAAUGGUGGGAAUGUGGAUGACAUCAGAAUGGGAUUCCAUUGGCCACCUUUUCACAGCGUUAGUCACCUGCACCUCCAUGUCAUCUCACCGCAAAGUCAAAUGUCAUUCCUACCUCGAGGAAUAUUCAAAGUCAAUUCUCCUUGGUUUGUCACUCCAGUGUGGGUACUUGCUCGUUUGAAGAGAGCAGCAGAAGGACAAAACUAG
This is a messenger RNA of Acanthosepion pharaonis, 471 nucleotides long. Lineage: Eukaryota; Metazoa; Mollusca; Cephalopoda; Sepiida; Sepiidae. The record is from the annotation of a GenBank genome assembly.